Molecule: messenger RNA, 483 nt
Organism: Mercenaria mercenaria
Lineage: Eukaryota; Metazoa; Mollusca; Bivalvia; Venerida; Veneridae
Exons: 5
Coding region: 1-435 (144 amino acids)
Biological process (GO): translation
Cellular component (GO): cytosolic large ribosomal subunit; ribosome
Molecular function (GO): structural constituent of ribosome
Source: RefSeq, a predicted model, not a curated record
AUGUUAGCUGUUGUCGCGUUAUACAAUAAAUGUGAGAAGUCCUCCCAAAACGAAUAUUUAAGUUGUUUCAGUCGAUUUCUAAUUGCCUACAUUGAUAUAUUUUUAUUUCUCGUUAAGGUGAACGUCCCAAAGUCGAGGAAGACCUUUUGCAAGGGGAAGAAAUGCAAGAAACACACUUUACAUAAAAUUACCCAGUACAAAAAGGGCAGAGAUUCUCUGUUUGCCCAAGGUAAAAGACGUUAUGACAGAAAACAGAGUGGUUAUGGUGGUCAGACGAAAGUCAUCUUCCGUAAAAAGGCCAAGACCACAAAGAAGAUCACACUGAGACUGGAGUGCACAACCUGUAAAUACAGGAAACAGUUGUCUAUCAAAAGAUGUAAACAUUUUGAACUUGGAGGUGACAAAAAAAGGAAGGGCCAGAUGAUCCAGUUCUAAUUGUGAAGUUUUCUGUAAAAUAUAAAAAAAAUAAAGAGAAAAAACCUA